AAAAGACGGACGAGAAGUAAACAAAGGCGAAGGAUGCAUGCGACGCCUCCCAGUGACGCCCCGUCUCUGGGACGGAGGUCCUCUACAUGCACUCUCCCCUUCGCAAAGGCCUCGUCCAAGAUCGAACACUCUUCACCCCUCCUAGCUGGUGGCGACGUCAUGGGAGCGCCAGUGCCCCGCACGGCUCCCCUUUCCUCGUGCGCUGCUGGCUUGCCUCUUUCUGAUAAGGAGGAUCGGGGAGGGCCUGAUGGGGAUGCUCAUUGGGCCUAAUCAUGAGAGGACACUCUAUCUUUCACUGCAGCCUG
Acaromyces ingoldii is the source of this 305-nucleotide messenger RNA. RefSeq lists its product as hypothetical. Lineage: Eukaryota; Fungi; Basidiomycota; Exobasidiomycetes; Exobasidiales; Cryptobasidiaceae. Bases 34 to 270 code for a protein of 78 amino acids. The transcript has a single exon. The record is from RefSeq and is a predicted model, not a curated record.